Molecule: messenger RNA, 839 nt
Organism: Marmota flaviventris (yellow-bellied marmot)
Lineage: Eukaryota; Metazoa; Chordata; Mammalia; Rodentia; Sciuridae
Gene: Scn4b
Product: sodium voltage-gated channel beta subunit 4
Biological process (GO): regulation of ventricular cardiac muscle cell membrane repolarization; regulation of sodium ion transmembrane transporter activity; cardiac muscle cell action potential involved in contraction
Cellular component (GO): voltage-gated sodium channel complex; plasma membrane
Molecular function (GO): transmembrane transporter binding; sodium channel regulator activity
Source: RefSeq, a predicted model, not a curated record
CGCUCUCUGCCAGCUAACUUUUCCCGAGCCCCGACCCGCGGCGCAGAGCUCCCAGGCAGCUGCGGGGCCGACUGCCGACCUCGGGCAGAGAGCGCGGUGGUGCCCAGUAUCCCAUCCCUGCGCCCUCGGCGCGCUCCGGAGAGAACAGGACCAUGUCCCGGGCUGGAGACCGAGGCAAAGCCCUGGCGAGAUGGCUGGGCACUGGGCUUUUGGGUCUCCUCCUGCUCCCCAUGUCCCUGUCACUGGAGGUGUCUGUGGGAAAGGCCACUACCAUCUAUGCUGUCAAUGGCACGGAGAUCCUGCUGCCCUGCACCUUCUCCAGCUGCUUUGGCUUCGAGAACCUCCGCUUCUGGUGGACCUACAAUAGCACUGAUAUAUUCAAGCUUCUCAUAGAUGGAACUGUGAAGAAUGAGAAGUCCGACCCUAGGGUGAAGUUGAAAGGUGAUGACCGCAUCACUCUGGAGGGCACCACUAAGGAGAAGAUGAACAACAUUUCCAUUCUGCUGAGGAGCCUGGAGUUCAGCGACACGGGCAAAUAUACCUGUCAUGUGAAAAACCCCAAGGAGAAUGACCUGCAGCACCAGGCCACCAUCUUCCUCCAAGUUGUUGAUAAAUUGGAAGAAGUGGACAACACAGUGACACUCAUCAUCCUGGCCGUGGUGGGUGGAGUCAUUGGACUCCUCAUCUUCAUCUUGCUGCUAAAGAAGUUCAUCACUUUUGUCCUCAAGAAGACCCGGGAGAAAAAGAAGGAGUGUCUUGUGAGUUCCUCCGGGAAUGACAACACGGAGAACGGGUUGCCUGGCUCCAAGGCAGAAGAGAAACCACCCACAAAAGUCUGA